Molecule: messenger RNA, 1565 nt
Organism: Hydra vulgaris (swiftwater hydra)
Lineage: Eukaryota; Metazoa; Cnidaria; Hydrozoa; Anthoathecata; Hydridae
Biological process (GO): adenylate cyclase-activating G protein-coupled receptor signaling pathway; cell surface receptor signaling pathway
Cellular component (GO): plasma membrane
Molecular function (GO): G protein-coupled receptor activity
Source: RefSeq, a predicted model, not a curated record
AACUCAGAUACACUUAUUAACUAUUUUUUUAGAUUAAUAUGAGCUAUUUGAAUAAUACCGUAAUGUGCUUAUGGCCAUAUUACUAUACUUUGCACCAAUGUGAAUCUGUUAUGAUUUAUUUGCAAGUAUUCGCAGGGUUAUCCUUGUUCGGGUGCAUGUUUGUAAUACUUAUAAUAUGUCUGUUUCGUGAUUAUCAGUUCUUCGUUUUCCGACUUUUAUUUUUUCUAAGUAUAAGUUCUGCACUUCAAUCAAUCAGUUAUCUAAUUAGUGACAUAAACAACUAUAUAAUCUGUAUGUUUCAAGCGAUAGCAAUGCAAUACUUUUCAUGGUCAACCUUAUUGUGGGUAAUUUCUAUAACUAUUCAUGUGUUGUGCUCUACAAAAAAACAAACAAUUGAAAAUAAAGAAAAAUAUUUGCAUUUAAUUUCAUGGUUGCUUCCAUUAUUUUGGGUUGCUUUGCCUUUUAUAAAAAACAGCUACGGUAAAGCGGGUGCAUGGUGUUGGAUAAGACAUGAUGCUGCUGCAAUGCGCUUUGGAGCUUGGUAUGUUCCAAAAUUUGUUGUGGUUUUUUUCCUCGUAACGUCAUAUUUCUAUAUUCUUUUAAAAGCAGUGCAAGAAAAAAAACAAUGGGCAGGUGUACAUAACAAUGCAGUACAAGCUGAUAAUAGAAACACUUUCAUGUUGAAAGAAAUAAAACAGUUGGCUGUGUACCCGCUAAUUUAUUUAAUUGUAUCUCUACCGGCAUUAAUUUUUCGCAUUAUGAACGCAAUUCAUCCUAACGAUGCUCCAGAUUAUACGAUACUUAUUUUGGGUGUCAUAUCUUCUUCAGCUAAUGGUGCUGUAAACGCGGUGGCUUUUGCAUUAUAUGGAGGUUUCCAAAAACGGUUGACAUUUUCGCAGUUAAAGUUGGCUGCUUUGUCUUGGCUGAAACCAAAAACCCCUAAUGUAAUUCAUAAUUAUGUGUUAAACGACUUUGUUUAUACCAUUUCAUGAAGUUAUAAUAACUUGCAGUAUUUUUUUGCUGUCAAUAUUCAAGUGAAAAUAAUUACUGGAUAAAAAAAGUUGAAUGGGAAAAAGAAAAUUUGCAUUUUUUUACAGUCAGUUAUUUUGAUUGAAAGAUAAAUAAGAUAAAACAAUAGAUGAAUAAAAAUAAAAUAUUAGUAUAGAAUAUUUAUUUUUUAUACAUUUGAAAUGUAUGUACUUCCAAUGGGUGCCUUAAAUUAGUAUUUCAAAAUUCUACGAAUUGAUAUUAAUUUUAAACUUUCUGAGUUUUGUAAAAAAAUUAUUAUUAACUGUUAAAUUAUUGUAUUAUUUUGAAUACAUAUAAUUUGUACUUACGUUAGCUUUUUAUAUUGAUGUCUGCUCGUAAGGUUAAAAAUUUAAUGAAUAAUAAUAAAAAAAACUUACAAUGUCCGUUGUAAUUUUUAUAACAUGUUUUUUUCAAACGUGAUCUUUAUAAUACGCAACAUUAUUAAAGCUACUGAAACAUACUAAGACUAGUCCUCGGGAUAUAUAUGUCUUAUGUCUAGUUGUAAUUGUUUAUGAAAAAACUAUUUUAAAAUUAAA